AAUCCUAUUGGGUAAAAUCCACGCCUCUCUUCGCAGUGGGGACGGGACAAGAGAUAAAGGGCCUUUCCCAGGCGCGAGAAGAUGACGUCACAGUAGCGGAGCCGCGACCUCCGGCUGAUUUGGGCUCUGCUAGCUGAGGGUGUCGACUGAAAACAGUUCCGUCCGCGAUGCAGUCGCCAUGACCAUUUGUCAGUUCUUCCUUCAAGGCCGGUGUCGCUUCGGAAAUCGGUGCUGGAACGAACAUCCCGGCGCCGGGGGUGCGGGCGAAGGACGGCAGCAGCAGUUCUCAGGUAGUAACAGACGAGGAUGGAAUACCACCAGCCAGAGAUAUUCUAGUGUUAUCCAGCCAUCCAGUUUCUCCAAAUCCACACCAUGGGGGGGCAGCAAAGAUCAAGAAAAGCCAUCUUUUGCUCCUUUUGAUUCUGGAGCGUCAGCUAGCAGGAACAGGGGGUUUGGAUGGUCUCAGAACCCAUUUGCUUCACCUAGCUCUGAUGGGCAGAAAGAUGAAAAGAAACUUCUGGAAGGAAUUGUAAAAGAUAUGGAGGUUUGGGAAUCAUCAGGGCAGUGGAUGUUUUCUGUUUAUUCACCAGUGAAAAAGAAACCUAAUAUUUCAGGUUUUACAGAUAUUUCACCAGAGGAGUUGAGACUUGAAUACCAUAACUUCUUAACCAGCAAUAACUUACAGAGUUAUCUACAUUCCAUCCAACAGUUAAUAAAUCAGUGGAGGAACAGGGUAAAUGAACUGAAAAGUCUAAAUACAUCAACUACAAUAGCUUUGCUCUCUGAUAUAAAGGGUGGAGUAAAUCAAGCAGCACCUGCAUUUGGAUUUGGCAGUAGGCCAUCAGUAACGUUUGGGUCACCAGGUUUUCCAGUGAAUAACAACAGCAGCAUUAGUGCUCAGAAUUUUAGUUUUAAACCAAGCUCUGGAUUUGCUACUGCCCCUUCUGGAAGCCCUUCUGUGUUUGGGAGUACUCCAGCAUUUGGAGCUGUACCCUCCGCCAGUUCUGCCAUCACUGCUUCUACUCCAGCUUUUGGACUUGGGAAACCCCAGAUCACAUCUGCUGCUUCAUUUUCAUUUAAAAGCCCUGCAGCUUCUGGUUUUGGAUCAUCCGGAUUUUCAGGAUUUCCAGCUUCUACAGCAGGACCUGUUGGCGCUCCAGAGGCCUCAGCCUUUGGAAGCGGCAGUUCUUCAGCUGGUUUUGGUAGUCCAGGCUCACAGUCUCACACUGCUUUUUCCAAGUCAUCCAGUGACACCUUUGGAAACAGCAGCAUAUCCACCUCUCUCUCAUUCUCAAAUGGCAGCACCACAACAGAUAAUGUAUUAUUCACACCCAGGGAUCAACUAACAGCAGAAGAACAGGAACAAUUUCAAUCCAAGAAAUUUACUCUGGGAAAAAUUCCAUUAAAGCCACCUCCUGUGGAACUUCUAAAUAUUUAAACGAGUAAUUUUAAAUACAGAAAAGAACAGCUUUUAAAAUUGUUUUGAGUGGUUCAUAUGAAAGGGCAGAUAUAUAUAUAUACAUACAUAUAUAUUAUAUAUAUACAUAUAUAUUUAUAAGAAGUAUAAACUUUCAAUAAUAGGAGUUUUUAUAUUUAGCAUUUUCUUGAGUGUAACUAUUUAAGUAAAACAACAAAAACUCAGCAACGGAUUUUUUUUUUUUUUUUUUUUUGCUAUAAUUAUGAAUGGAACUGAAAAAACUGUCAGGGUGCAGUGAAUAAAGUACUUUUCUUAUUCUACAUCACUUUACUCUCUUACCAUUUAAAAUUUUACAUUUAAACAUUUUUUUUAAAAGGAAGGAGAUAAUUUCUAGAACCAGCAGAGAAAAAAUGCGUAAAUGUUUAGCCUACUUACCAAAUAAACAUCAGUAGCAUGACUUUAAACUUCAUGUUAAAGAAGAUUCUCUUAAAGAGAGAAAUAACAAUUUUUAAAGGGUGAAAACUUUUUAAGACCUAAGAAGCAUUUUCCCCUCAUAUUUUUUCCUCCUCAGUUUUGGCUCUCUCAUGGACCAUUUGAGUUUUCUUCAACAAUUCUGGGCUAAUUUUUAUCUUGGCCUAAUUUUUAUGUAAUUCUAUUUUUUCCUCACAUUAUCCCAUCAAGUGGAUGGAUUGUAAGAGGAGUAGAAAUUAUGAUCUCCUGUGAAUAAAUAGUAUAUAAAUAUCCUUUGUAGUUGCAUAAAACAUUUCUGGAAGAAUAUUUAAGAAACUUGCUAACAAUGAUUACCUCUGGGAAAAGAAUUGGUGUCUGAGUUAGGAGAAAUACUUUAUAUACCAUUUUGAACUGUUUGAAUAUUUUACCAUGUACAUGCAUUACUUUGUUUUUUUAAUUGAAAGAAAAUCAGGAAAAUUAAAAAAGGACUAGGAAGCUUUUUUCAACUAUAAACAGCAACAUUAUUGGCAAGUUUAAUGAUACUUAUGAUCAAGCUAGUUUUUCUAGCUGCAUUUUUGAAAAGCAUUUUUUUUUAAUAUAAAUUUAUUUUCUUAUUUAUUUAUUUGUUUUUGGCUGUGUUGGGUCUUCGUUGCGGUACACGGGCUUCUCAUUGCCGUGGCUUCUCUUGUUGCAGAGCACGGGAUCUAGGCGUGCAGGCUUCAGUAGCUGUGGCAUGGGGGCUCAGUAGUUGUGGCUUGUGGGCUCUAGAGCUCAGGCUCAGUAGUUGUGGCACAUGGGCUGAGUUGCUCCGCGGCAUGCGGGAUCCUCCUAGACCAGGGCUCGAACCUGUGUCCCUUGCAUUGGCAGGCAGAUUCUUAACCACUGUGCCACCAGGGAAGCCCGAAAAGCAUUUUUUUUAAACUAACGAAUACCUCUUUAUUCAAGAUGCAUCUUCUCUAGAAUUUUUUUUUAAGUAACAGAGAAGGGACUUAUAACUGGAAAAAAGUUUUUGAACAAAUCUAGGCUGCUUUCUUCCGCCUCCAUUUACAUUAUUAUGGUAUGCUCUUAUUCCUUUGUGGUAUAUUUCUUAAAACACUUUUUUAUAAAAUAUGUUUAUUAUAAUAAAUUUGGAAAUUUCCAACAAGGAAAUUAAAAUUUUCAGUAAUCUUCUCCCUGCUUCCCCCAAAUAGUUUAUGUAGAGCGGUGAGGAUUCACCAGCUGUUUCUAGAGUUUCUAUUAGAAUUCUCAGACAUGUUUGGAUCUCCCUGUGUCCUCAGAUUGAGGGAGUAAUAUCUUGUAUAUCUUACAUAUGGUUGAUCCAAAUACCCAGAGACCUGUCAUGAGUUGAAGCAUAUGUGUCAGAGUUCUGUGUUCCUUUCUCAAGCCUCAAAAAUUACACAGCUAGCACUGUGAGAACAGUUUCCUGACACAGAUCUGGCAUUGAAGUCAUUUUUUUAAGUGAAAGUAAAAACUAUUAAAAGAUAUGCACUCCACGUGAUUUUAGCAUAUAUGCAAAGGGUUUAAUCCUCAUGGGAUCCAGUUUCUCUGUUACACUUUUUGAAGAACUGUAUGACUCAAACUAACAGUUGUGGAACCGCAGCAUUUAGAAUAAAAUCUACUCAAGGGGGUGUAUGUUUGAAACCAUCCUUGGUAUAGAAGUGAUAAAUAGACCCUAAGUUCCUGCUUUGGUCGUAAGCUCUAAAGACUUUCCAAUGUUUUUUUCAACACAGUUGACUCCUAGAGUUGUCCUACCCUGAUGGAAUGAACCCUGUGCUACCAUUAGGUUGGUUACAGGCUUACCAGGCUCCCUUGGGUCCCAAUUGAACUUCCCAAUGUCCUGGAAGCUCUGAGGAUGCAGAUUAAGGGCCCAGUGUUUCUAAAUCUGCCUGACUGUAAGGAUCACCUGGGGUACUGAUUAAAUAAUAUAUCCAUUGGGCUAGGCUUGGGAAUGUGUUUUUUUUUUACCAAGUGACCCAUGAGAUCCUUCAGGCAAGUUUGGGAAACUAGCCUAUCCAACUACAUUUAGGCUACUUAGUAAUAUGCAAUUUGGGAGUUGUAAUUGUUGGAAGUCUAUUUUCUGUGCUCUCUCUCACACACACACACACACACACACACACAAAUGAGAUCCAAAGUUGUCAGAUAGUGCACUUGUCAAAAAGUACAAAUAGGUGCUAUGAGUUCCUUAAAAGUGUGAGAAACUGAAGCAAAGAAGUCCACAAAGUAGAAGUCAGCAGUAUGCAUGCAUACUGGUAUCAGGAGUCCAAGGAGGCCAGGAACUCCUAGACAGGCCCUAAGGGGCAGCAGGGCUUCAGAAAAUCAGAAACAGGUAACACUGAGGUGGUGGCCAGGCAUAAAGGUAGAUUGAGUUUCAAGACCCUAAGAGAGUGGAAGGGAAAAGGCAACCACAAGGCACGAGAGCAAGUGCCACCAUCUGGAUUUUUUUUUUUUUUCCACCGUCUGGAUUUAUUCAAUGAGGCAAGAACCGAUUCUAGCAGAGCUGGUCGAACUGAAAGUAGACCCAAAAUAAGCAUAAACAGCCUCCCUUCACAGCUUCUACAACAGCUGUCCCUUUUACCUCGGACUCAGAGCAAGGGACAGAAUCGUAUAUAAGGUUUUAUUACAAGUAAACUGAUUUAACUAGGUUGAUUAUCUGAUCACAGAUUAGAAGGGGAGAAGUGUAACAGCUGAGAGCUGACUAGAAGGAGAGAGAGAAGCUGAUAUUAAAACUAUUUAAAAGGCAUAACAUGAUUUAGCUACAUAGUAUUGUUCAUAAGAGUAAAAUAAUUCAAUCCAGUGUCCAACAACAGGAAAUUGGUUAAUGUGGUAGGUUCACAUAUUGGAAUACUAAACAGCCUUUCUAAAUAACCUAGAGGAAUAGGGAAUAAACUUGGAAAGUUUUCACUCUGUAGUCAAUGGGCAAAACCUGUUAUAAAACAACAUGUACAAUAUGGUCCAGUUUUGGGGGAAAGUGUAUAUUCAUGGGAAGAAAAAACCUAAAAUUAAUAAUAGCUCAGAUUUGUUUGGUUUUUUUAUUGUGGUUAAAAAAAAAACAUUAAAUUUACCAUCUUAAACAUUUUUAAGUUCAGCGGCAUUAAGCUACGUUCACAUUGUUGUACAACAGAUCUCUGGAACUAUUUCAUCUUGCCAACCUGAAACUGUUUACCCACUAAACAUUCAUUCUCCCUCCCUCCUUUCUCCAGGACUUGGCAAUCACAUUUCUACUUUCUGUUUCUAUGAUUUGACUACUUUAGAUACCUCAUAUGAGUAGACUCAUACAGUAAUUGUCCUUUUAUGCUGGCUUAUUUCACUUAGCAUAACGUCCUUGAGGCUCAUCCUUGUAGACUGUGAUCGAAUCUUCUUCUUUUUUUAAGUUUGCAGAAUAUUCCAUUGUAUGUAUUGUAUGAACCACAUUUCGAUUAUCCAUUCAGCUGUUAAUGGAAUUUGGGUUGCUUCUACCUCUUGGCUACUGUAAAUAAUGUUUUAAUGAACAUCUCUUAAAGAUCCUGCUUUGAAUUCUUUUGGAUAUAUACCCAGAAGUGGGUUUGCUGGAUCAUAUGGCAGCUCUGUGUUUAGUUUUUUGAGAAACCUUUACACUGCCCUUCAUAGGAGUUACACCAUUUUACAUUCCCAGCAGCAGCGUUUCAGUUUCUCCACAUCCACCCCAACACUUAGUUUCUUGUUUUGACAGUGGCCUUCCUAAUAGGUGUGAGGUGAUAUCUCGUGAUUUUGAUUUGCAUUUCUCUUAUGAUUAGUGCUGUUGAGUAUCUUUUCAUAUGCUUGUUGGCCAUUUGUAUAUCUUCUUUGGAGCACUAUCUAUCUAUUGAACUCCUUUGCCCAUUUUUAAUAGGGUUAUUUGUUUUCUUGUUGAGUUUUAGAAAUUCCCUAUGUAUUCUGAAUGUUAACCCUUUAUCAUAUAUAUGAUUUGCAAAUAUUUUCACCCAUUCCACAGAUUGCCUUUUCACUCUGUGGAUUGUUUCCUUUGACACACAUAAGUUUUGAAGUUUGAUAUAGUCCCAUUUGUCUAUUUUUGCUUCUAUUGUCUGUGUUUUUGGUAUCACAUUCAAGAAAUCGUUGCCAAAUCCAAUGUCCUGAAGCUUUUCUCCUAUGUUUUCCACUAGUGGUUUUAUACAUUUAGGUCUUUAACCUAUUUUAAUUUUGGUCCAUGGUAUAAGGUAAGUGUCCAACUUCAUUCUUUUGCAUGUAAAUAUACAGAUUUCCUAGUACCAUUUGUUGAAAAGACUAUCUUUCCCUAUUUUGUAGUUUUGACAUCUUUGCCAAAAGUUAUUUGGCUAUAUAGGCAAGGGUUUAUUUAUAGGCUCUAGUCUCUGUUUCAUGGGUCUGUAUAUCUGCCUUUAUGCCAGUACCAGACUGUCUCAGUUGGUGUUGCACUGUAGCUGGUUUUGGAAUAAGGAAAUGUGAGGCCUCCAACUUUGAUCUUUUUCAAGAUUAUUUUGGCUAUUCAGGGUACCUUGAAAUUUCGUAUGAGUUUUAGGAUUUUUUUUCUACUUCUGCAAAAAAAUGACAUUGGGUUUUUUAUAUGAAUUGCAUUGAAUCUUAACAUCGCUUUAUGUAAUAUGCACAUUUUACCAAUAUUAAGUCUCCCAAACCAUAAGCACAGGAUGUCUCCAUUUAUUUGUGUCUUCUUUGAUUUCUUUUAGCAAUGUUUUAUAGUUUUCAGUGUACAAGUCUUUCACCUCCUUGGUUAAGCUUAUCCCUAUGUAUUUUAUCCAUUUUGAUGUCAUAGUAAAUGUGAUUGUUUUCUUAAUUUUCUUUUCACAUUAGCCAUUAUUAGUGUAUAGAAAUACACCUGAUUUUUGUAUGUUGAUUUUGUGUCCUGCUACUUUGCUGAAAUUACUUAUUAAUUGUAACAGGGUUCUUUUGUGUGUGUGCAUGAAGUCUUUAGGGUUUUCUACAUAUACGAUCAUGGAAUCUGUGAACAGAGAUCAUUUUACUUCUUCCUUUCGGAAUUGGGUGCCUUUUAUUUCUUUUUCUUUUCUAAUUGCUCUGGCUAGGACACUUGGUACUAAGUUGAAUACAAGUGGAGAGAGGGGGCAUCUUUACCUUGUUUCUUUUUUUUUUUAAUGGACACUUUUAAUCCUAAUUGCUUUUCUUAAAAUUCAUUUACUUAAUUUUAAUUUUUGGCUGCGUUGUGUCUUCAUUCCUGCGCAUGGGCUUUCUCUAGUUGCAGUGAGCGGGGGCUACUCUUCAUUGCAGUGCGCAGGCUUCUCAUUGUAGUGGCUUCUCUUGUUGCGGAGCACAGGCUCUAGGCAUGCAGGCUUCAGUAGUUGUGGCACGUCAGCUCAGUAGUUGUGGCUCGCAGGCUGUAGAGCACAGGCUCAGUAAUUGUGGCGCACGGGCUUAGUCGCUCCACUUCGCCUUGUUUCUGACCUUAAAGGAAAAACUCAGUCUUUCGUGGUUGAAUAUGAUGUUAGUUGUGGCCUUUUCAUAUAUGGCUUUUAUCAUGUUGAGGUAGUUUCCUUCUUUUCCCAGUUUGUUGAGUGUUUUUUUUUUGUUUUUUUUUUUUGCGGUACGCGGGCCUCUCACUGUUGUGGCCUCUCCCGUUGCGGAGCACAGACUCUGGACGCACAGGCUCAGCGGCCAUGGCUCACGGGCACAGCCGCUCCGCGGCAUGUGGGAUCUUCCUGGACCGGGGCAUGAACGCGCGUCCCCUGCAUCAGCAGGCGGACUCCCAACCACUGCGCCAUCAGGGAAGCCCACUAUCUACUCUUUCAAUUCUAAUUUUAGUUAUUUGAAUCUUCUAGCUCUUUUUCUUAGCUAAUCUAGAUAAGGGUUUGUCGAUUUUGAUGAUCUUUUUAAAAGACCAUGUCUUAGCCUGCUUGGGCUGCCAAAAUAAAACAUCAUAGAAUGGAUAGCUUAAAAAACAGAUCUUUAUUUCUCACAGUGUUGGAGCCUGAAAGUCCAUGUCAGGGUGCCAGCAUAGUCAGGUUCCGGUGAGAACCCUUUUCCUAGCUUGCAGAUAGCUGCCUUCUUCGUGGGUACUAAGGUGGCCUUUUGUCAUGCAUGUGCAUGAAGAAAUAGAUUUCUCUCUCCCUCUUCUUACGAGGGCACUAGUCCCAUCAUGAGGCUCCCACCCUCAUGACCUAAUUUAAACCUAAUUAUCUCUCAAAGGCCCCACCUCCAAAUACCAUCACUUUGGUGAUCAGGGCUUCAACAUAUGAAUUUAGGUGAGGGGACACAAACAUUCAGUUGGUUUUAUUGGUUUUAUUGAUAAUACCAACUCUUGGAUUUAUUGAUUUUUUCUAUUGUUUUUCUAUUCUUUAUUUCAUUUACCUCUCCUUUAAUCUUUAUUGUUUCUUUCCUUCUGCUAAAUUUAUGUUUAGUUUGUUCUUUUCCUAUUUCUUCAAGGUAUAAAAUUAGAUUAUUGAUUUGAGAUCUUUCUUCUUUUUAAUGCAAGUGUUUAUCUCUAUAAAGUUCCCUGUUAUCACUGCUUUUGCUGCAUCCCGUAAGUUUUGGUAUGUUGUAUUUUUCAUUUGUCUCUAAGUGUUUUCUAAAUUCACUUGUGAUUUAUUCUUUGAUCCAUUUGUUGUUUAAGAGUAUGUUGUUUAAUUUCCACAUACUUGUGUUUUUUCCUUCUGCUGUGGAUUUCUAAUUUCAUUCCAUUGUGGCCAGAGAUACUUUGUAUGAUUUCAGUCUUCUUAAAUUUGCUAAGACUUGUUUUGUGACCUAACAUAUGGACUACUUUGGAGAAUGUCCAUGUGCACUUGAGAAGAAUGUGUAUUCUGCUAUUGUUGGGUGAAGUGUUCUGUAUAUGUUUCGUUCAAUUAUUCUAUAGUGUUAAGUCCUCUGUUUUCUUAUUGAUCUUCUGUUUGGCUGUUCUAUCCAUAACUGAAAGUGGAAUAUUGAAGUAUCCUACUAUUAUUGUGUUGCUGUCUUUUUCUCCCUUCAGUUCUGUCAAUGUUUGCUUCAUAUAUUAGGGAGUUCUAAUGUUAGGUGCAUGUAUAUUAUAACUGUUAUAUCUUCCUGGUGAAUUGACCCUGUUAUCAUCAUGCAAUGUCCUUCUUUGUCUCAUAUGAUAGUUUUGGUAUUAAAGUCUAUUUUAUCUAAGUAUGGCCACCUCUGCUCUCUUUAGGUUCCUGUUUGCAUGGAAUAUUUUUUCCAUCCUUUCGCUUUUAGCCUAUGUGUGUCUUUAGACCUAUAGCAUGUCUCUGUAGACAGCAUAUUAGUUGGUUCUUGUUUUUUAUCCAUUCAACCAAUGUGUCUUUUAAUUGGUACAUUUAAUCGAUUUACAUAUAAAUUAAUUAUAGGCAGGAAAGGACUUAUAUUGCCAUUUUGUUUUCUGUAUCUUAUAAACUUUUUGUCCCUCUCUCCAUCCUGCUGCCUUAUUUUGCGUUUUGCUGAUUUUUUUGGUAGUGACAUAUUUUGAUUCCCUUCUCAUUUCCCUUUGUGUAUAUUCUAUAAUUUCUCUGUGUUUAUCACUGUAAUUACAUAAAAUAUUUUAAAGUUAUAAUAAUAUGUUUUAAACUGAAAACAACUUUAAUCACAUAUAAAAACUCUGCUCCUUUACAGUUCUGCCUCACCCACUUUAUGUUAUUGAGACAUAAAUUAUCUCUUGUAACAUUGCAUAUUUAUUAACAAAUUUAUAAUUACUUUUUAUGCUUGCUUUUGUUUUCUUAAAUCUGUACCAGAUUUAAAAGUGAUUUAUGCACUUACCUUACAAUACUACAUAAUUCUAAAUUUAUCUAUAUGUUUACCUUUACCAAGGAGUUUUAUAUUUUUGUACGGUUUUUGUUGCUCUUUAUCAUCAUUCUGCUUUAACUUGAAGGACUCCCUUCAGUAUUUCCUUUUUUUCUUCCUAGCCAGUUUGUUUUCUGUUGACACCACAAUGCUCAGGUCUCGACCGUGUACUUCGGUGGUGGUCACAACCAUUACUUCCAUUGCUGCUGCUUGGUCUUCAGGUUCUCCUCACGCUUGUUGAGCUGGCAGUGCAUAGUACAUAUUUUCCUGGGCUGCAGUUCCAGGGGUUUGUACUUCUUGCCCUUGUAGAAUUUCCUGAGGUUCUCUUUCUGAGUCUGGUUAAUGGCAGUGAGAACACAGACAAUAGAUUUUCAAACAACUCGAAUCUUAUAGAGUUUGGAAGCUGCACUGCCUGUCACUUUGGAGACAUGCAGCUGGGACAGCUCCACUUUCACAUCAUCCGUUUCAGCAGCUCCUCCUUCUUCUAGCCUGAAAGUCUCAAGACUUAAUGUUGGCCAUGGCUGCACAAGGAUGCUUUAAAGUAUGAAACAGAUGAAUGAAGGCAUCUUCUUUACCCAAAACAUUAGUUUAUGUUAAAAAUUAUUGCAGGGCUUCCCUGGUGGCGCAGUGGUUGAGAGUCUGCCUGCCGAUGCAGGGGACGCGGGUUCGUGCCCCGGUCCGGGAAGAUCCCACAUGCCGCGGGGCGGCUGGGCCCAUGAGCCAUGGCCUCUGAGCCUGUGCGUCCAGAGCCUGUGCUGCGCAACAGGAGAGGCCACAAUAGUGAGAGGCCCGCGUACCGCAAAAAAAAAAAAAAAUUAUUGCAGAAGAAGAAACUCAAUGGGGUCUGACUUCAAUAAUACUCAUCAAAGGUAAAUUAAUAUAACAAAAUACCACUUCAUGCCCAUCAAAUGGGCAAAAAUCAAAGUCUUACAAUAACAGUAUUAAUGAAGAUGUAACAUUGUGGAGACUCUGGUGAGCUGCUGAUAGGAGUGUGGAUUGGUGCAAGCACUCCAGAGAGCCAUUUGGCAAGAUCUAGUAACUUUGAAGAUGAUCAUCCUCUACAACCUAGAAGUUUUACUCCUCUGCAAGGCCCUUGCUCCUCAAAGCGUGGUCCUAGGACCAGCAACAUCAACACCAUCUGGAAACUAUGCAGAAUCUCAGGCCCCAUCCCAAACCUACCAAAUCAGAGUCUGCAUUUUAACAAGACUCACCAGAUGAUUAUAUGCACAUGAAUAUAUGAGAAACUACUGCAUGUGGGAAAAGGAGACAUGUAUAAAACUUUAAAUAGAAUUGCUUGUAGUAGCAAAACAUUGGAAAAAACCAGAAGUCCAUGCCCGUGAUAACAGAUACACUUUGGUAUAAUAGGAUACAUCUGUACAACAACUUGAGUUACAUGUAUAAACAGCCAAGAAAGCACAGGUGCAGAAUGAUUUGUAUAACAUACCACUGAAAGUGCAAAGCACAAAACAAUAUUAUAUAUUGCUUAUGAAUUUAUAAACAUAGUAAAGGAAUAACAGCAUGAGAAUAAUAAGCACCAAAUUCAGAAUAGAGCUUGUUCAGGGUGAGGAAAAAAAAGAAUGAGAUUUAGGAGGCAUAUACAGGGGGCUUUAUAUCUGUGACUUUUAAAAAAUUUAAACUUAAUAUGACAAUAGUAAAAUUUUAUAGAAUGGGUGAUGAGUACAUAAUUAUUCAUUAUAUUUUUUCUGUACUUUUCCAUGUACUUGAAAUAAGUUUACAAAUUUUUAAAGGUUUAAUUUAGAAAAACAAAAAAAGGAAUGCCUUCUUUCCCACCCUCAAUUUUGUAUUAUCGAGUAGCUUUUAGAUUUCUGAAGUGAUCACUAUGAAUCAACUAGUUUGUCAAAUUGUUUCCAAGUCUUGAAUUAAAUAUUCCACUCUGAAGAUUCCAUUCAUUCAAGUACUGAAGUACAAGGAGUAAAACUACUCUAAAGAACAACUGACUGUGGAUGUAGACCAUGUUAUUUUUGCUGCUAAUGAAAUGUUAAAGGUACACAUUCAAAUAUUUGUGGAGCAAAAUGGAAACUACAUUUGAUUCACUUAUUUGGGUAAGAAUAUGUGUUUGUCUCUCUACUUACACCAGACAAGGAAGAUAAUCUAGAAUCAAUAUGAUAACCUUGAGGCUCUUUUCUCAACCAUAUGUUAUCAACCAACUGGAAGUCUAGUCUUAUUUCCUUGGUCAUUUAUAAUGUAAACAGCAUUUAGUCCUGUCAGCAUUGAAGUGGAGAAAUAGAGGAAUUCUCUGCCACUGAUAUUUUUUUAUCACAAUGGUUGUCAAGCUUUUCCAUUUGGAAACCUUCUAUUGACUCUAUAUGAUUCACAUCUCCCCUAUACCAAGAAAAAAAAUUCAAAAGAGGACAUGACUUUACUGGAAUUAUCUAUUAAUUUAGAAGCUAUUCAACUGAGGGACAUUUACAUAAUUCAGUAGAGAAAACAUACAGUUCUGUGUAAGAAAAAGUUUGCCUGAUUUAUAGGAAUUGUUGAUCAUCAAUAUUAAGGACCCACCAAAUGCAAAUGUUACACUAAGGAUUCAGUCCUAAGACCUAUUGAGGUUUGGAAACAGGCUCUGAAGGAUUAUGGGAAGUUCUAAACAAAGUGUCAAGUCUAUCAAGGAGCUCAUCAUCAAAGAUGAAGAUGAAGGAGAAUAGAAUCAAAUUCAAACGGUAACAUAUAUACAAAAGCACUGCAGUGAGUAUAUCAAAAUUCUACAGAGUAAGGUUAAUGGAGUCACGAGGAGCCAUGAGCCUGUGGUAACUUCCCAGAGGAAAUGAAUUUUAAUAGUUUUGAGAGGGAAGUGAAAUCAUAAUGGGAAGGAGAAAUAGCUCAAAGGGCCAGAAGUGAGCUUCUAAAGCGAGAUAAGCGGAGCCUGGGAAGACUAUAUUCACUUUAUGAUAUAGAGUUUGAAAAGAUUAUCUCUUUAGAUGAUCUAAAUGUGAGCUUGGGCAGGUUAACUUUUCUAAUCCUCUUAUCUGUAGAAUAGGUAAUAUUCACCACCCAGAGAUUGUGUGAUCAGUAAUGAGUGUAACAUCCGUAGGAGAGAAAUUAUGUUCAAUAAUUCCAUUAUUCACUAAAAUUAUGCUUGUUCACUAUAGAGAAUUCAGACCACAUAGAAAUACAUAAAGUGAAAAUUAUACUCCACGUUCCCAAUAACAUUGUCUUUAACAUUUUUGUGUGCAUUUCUUCCAUUUUUAUUCUUUAUACACAUUCUGAUAGGUAUUAUCAUUAUCGAUGCUAUCAUACUAUUUUGCAUCUUGUCACUGAACAGAACGUCUUGAAGAACCUUCCAUGUCAGUACAUAUAGAUUUACCUCACUGUUUUUUGUUUUUUUAGAUAAGUAGAUCUAUUAAUAUAGGAUGCUUAUGAAGGAUAGAAGCAGGCAAGCAAGAGAGCUCUGCCCCGAGAACUAAGUGGGCUACAUUUUUAUAAUCAAAGGAAAAGUGGAGAGGGAGAAAAGACCACCUUCUUCCUCUUCCUUUGUAAAGUUAUUGCAGGAAACUUGGGCACAAGAGGUUGGUCAUGUCCCAGGUGAGUCCCUGGGUUGGGCCACCAAUUCUUUCCUUCGCACAGGAAAGAAUUCAAGAGUGAGCCAUAAUAAACUGAAAGCACAGAUACACAUUCCAUGGGCAGAAUGUGGUCUGUCCCAAAAGGCGAGAGUGGCCCCAGCAGAAACAUGCUCCACAUACAGGGGGCGGGCCAUCUCAAAAGGCGAGAGCGGCUGACCUCACUGUUUUCAGAGUCCAUAUAGUAUUCCACUGUGUGUCCAUUGCUUAAUUUACUUAACCAGGCCCCUAUUUAUGGGCCCACAGUCCUUCACUAGGACAUUCUAGAACAUAUAUCUUUGCAUUGUGGUAGUGUUUUGUAAGAAGCAAAAGUGCUGAGUUGAAAAUUUUUCAUUUUAAUAGAGUUUGUUAAAUUGUUCUUUGAAAAGUCUUAUUGAUUUAUCCCUCUCCGCUUUCCUCCCCACCAUGUAGGUGCUGAAAACAGAAGACAUAACCUAUUCGCAUUUCAAAGGAUAAUGGAUGAUGAAUUUUUUGUCAUUGAAAAUAUACAGCAAUAAUAGCCAUGAAGACUGGGAGAUUGACCAGCAGCGUUGCCGUAAGUCCCUUCCAGUGAGCCCCUGGACCAGUCCUGUGUGGACAUUGCCUCAGGUCUUAUGUGCUUUUUUUCAUCAAAACCAGAGAUCCGUAUAUAUAUAUAAUACAUCCAUAUGCAUACAUAAUCAGAUACAUUGUUGCUAUUAUUAUUUUGAGCAGACUGAUAUUUGUUAGAUCAAUUAACAGUAAGAAAAAUAAAACUUUUCUUUUACCUUCAAAAAACAAAAAGAACAAUCCAGAGACCCAGAGAGACAGGAUUCCCAACUGCUCUGAAGAUGCCAUCUGCCCUGCAGACCAGUUUUUGUGCUUGACCAAACAGCAGAAUCUCAUCAAAACAGAAAGGAAAAAAAAAUUUCUUGGCAGAAAGUACCACCUCAGGCAGCUCACUGGUGGGGGCAGAAUUGGACAGGGAUGGCUUUAAGAAACAACCCUAGCCUUCUAACUGGCCAAGCAGCUUCUAACAAGCUGCUAAAGGAAGAGGAAAAUGAAACUCUAAGGGAGAGAGAACUAUCCCCAAGUGACUGAGGCACCUCCUGACCUCACAUGCUUCCUUAUCUAGCUUAGAGCCCAUGGCCCAUCAGUCAAUCACUCUUAAAGAUACGUAACUGCAACUCUUCUGCACCCCCUUCCUCCAGGUACUUGCCUGGCCAACCUGAAACCCAGGGAGGCUGUCUCCUGUGACCAACACACCUGCAGGGCAGAGUGGUGCUACAGACAGCUGCGCUGUGAGUCACGAUCUACGAUCUCGGUGACACUGCCCAGAAAUCCACACAGUUCCUCCAGGGGGCUCGGGCAGUACCGAAAGGUUAAUACCUGAUUGCAGUUAAUACUCGAUUACACUGUUCCCAACUAAGCCGUUCUCCACUGUCGCCUAAUCUAUCUUCUCUCUGAAAGAAUGACCCCUCCUCAUACUUCACAGAGAAUUCGAAGCCAUCCAAGAAGACAUUGGUCAUUCUCUUCUGCACUCCAAGUCCAGCCCUUCACACAUGCUAUCUGACACCACCAGUUAUCCACUCCCCCUUCACCGAGUCUCCCAUAAAUGUCACACAUGCUGUAGCAUCUCCUCCCUGCUUGGGGGGUGGAGAAACAAAUGCAAAAUGCUCUCCAUCUCAUCUUCUUGCCACCACUCCAGCUCUCUACUCCCUGUAACAGCCGUGUGUCUUUAAAUGUUAGCUUCAUUUGGUGGCUCCCCUCCUCUGCCCAGUCUCCUCUCACUCUUCAACCCAUUUGUCUCCCACCCGCCAUUAGCCUGAAACUGUCCUUGGUAAGGUCUCACUACCAGUUAGGCUUCUUUUCAGGCUCCCUUUUCAUCUGACAACAUUCCUGCCACAGCUCCAGACACUACAUCUUCUCUGAAAGUCAGUGAAGAAAAAAAGAUUCCAAGCAAAAUUCCCACAGCCUCUCUGGCUCUGCUCAGGGCUAUGUGCCCAUCCUGGAUCAGUCAUGGAAUACACAGAGGCUCUUCUGAUGUCCUGACCAAACUCUGAUACAAAGGUCUCCUUUUUAAUGGCUGCAUAGUAUUCCAUUGCAUGAAUGUAUCAUUAUUUAUUUAACCUCUCCUUUGCUAAUGGACAUUUGGGUUUUUCUAGCAAUUUACUAACAUAAAUAAUGCCAGGAUGCACUUUCUUAGACCUUGCCCACCUACAUACACACUCAUACUCACACAGUUCUUUCUUCACCAAACUCAUAGAGCUCAUGACUGCUGAAUUGUGCUUUUUGUGUUUUUGAGGAUCUUUCCAUCACACCACCAACAUGUCACAUUGUAUGUUCCUGUGACCACUAUGUGGAAGAGAAGGGGGGAGGGGACACUGGAGGCUGCAAUGUCUAGACUUUGUCUUCACUGUCUUCAGUUCACUAAAUGUAGUCCAGCUGUCAAGAAAGGAGCUCUAUGAAGUUUAACCUAAAAUUAGAAGAAAAAAAAGCUUCAAAUUUCUAUGGAAGUCUCAUUUGCCUUCUAAUUUCUCUGGGUGACCUGGGGGUGCAGGGGGAGGCAACUUUCUCCUAAUCUGUUCUGCCCUGUAGCCUCUGUUUCCACCAUAACAGUUCGCAGGAACUGUUAAAAACCUUUAAAUUUCCCAUUUGCCUUCUUUUGCCAUUGUCUAAGAGCUGCUAUGACCCAAGCUGCAGAGAGAGCCUCUACCACAUCCCUCCAACCUCCAUCCUCAAGGAGAUGACAGCACCCCCAGACCAAUGCCUGAUGUCUUAGCCCUUGUCUUGAUCCCCUGCUUUGUGGUACUGGCCUUGCCUGUCCCACAAUGCCCUUAUCCUGCCAACCCAUCACUCUGAAGCUAUAAAUCAGCACUUCUGGUUAACUAAAUGCAGCAUCUCUCAGAAUGUCAUGUGUUCUUUCUGCUUCUGAUGCCUGAUUUUUUAAAAAAUAAUGUCUUUACAAACCUCUCUGGGCUAGCUUCAGUUUAGAAGUCCUAGAACUCAGCUCUAACACUAUCCAGAUCUGUCUGCAGUUAAUACUUGAUUACACUUCAUGUCCUUUUUUUUUUUUUUUUCUUUUGUGAUACGCGGGCCUCUCACUGUUGUAGCAUCUCCCGUUGCGGAGCACAGGCUCCGGACGUGCAGGGUCAGUGGCCAUGGCUCACGGGCCCAGCCGCUUCGUGGCAUGUGGGAUCGUCCCAGACCGGGGCAUGAACCCGUGUCCCCUGCAUUGGCAGGCAGACCCUCAACCACUGCGCUACCAGGAAAGCCCCUUCCUGUCCUUUUAUUGUUGAUAAAUAAGCUUUCUCUUCCUUGACUUGCGGAAAAUUGUUUUUGCAUUUUUUUCUCUUGUGCCUGUACAUGCUCAGUGCCGUGACCAAACACCACCAACCCCAUUCUCCCGUGUUACAACAAAAGUCUUCUUUGUCCUCCUUCUCCCCCAAUGCCCAGCAGAGAGUGAAAACACAGACUGAAAAUAUUCUCUCUCCUAGCCCUUUCUGAUGGGAUCCCUGCCCCUCUCCCUCAGCACUUGCAACUCCACACGGGUUCCCAGGGAAAAUCCCAGCCCCCUUUGGAAUACAGUCUUCCCUCGGGUCACAUUUGCUGAUAUUUUGUAAACGAAACUUUCUUUUACUGGCACUUAGUAAACUGAAUGAAUAAGUAUCAGUACUACUCAUAGGGACUUCGCUCGUGGUCCAGUGGCUAAGACUCCGUGCUCGCAAUGCAGGGGGCCCGGGUUCAAUCCCCGGUCAGGGAACUAGAUCCCAUAUGGCACAACUAAGAGUUCACAUGCCACAACUAAAGACCUGGCACAACCAAAUAAAUAAUUUUUUUUAAGUACUACUCAUAAAAUAUAGAGAGAACUUACAACUGCCAGCAUUGUUUCUAAAGGGUGUUACAAACGCUGCACUAUUGACAUUAGUUAACACAUUUGUUUUAAAGACUCAGUUUUAUCAGAAGCUUCAAAACAGAAUCAGGAAUGGUGUACAAGUUAUAGUCCCUGCCUUGUGAUUAUUUUGGUUUUCCAAAGCCUAAUUUUUUUCUAGAUCUGCAUACAUGAGUGAUUCUUUAUCCUGUGAAAGUAAUACUUUAUCACUACAUAGCUCCCUAAUUCCCAUUUACUCAUAAGAUUUAGAAGAGAGGAGCUCAAAAGGAAAGUUAUUCAACUUGAAACAAAAUUUCUAGUAAGAAAAUAACUAAGCGGGCUUCCCUGGUGGUGCAGUGGUUAAGAAUCCGCCUGCCAAUGCAGGGGACAUGGGUUCGAGCCCUGGAUCGGGAAGAUACCACGUGCUGCGGAGCAACUAAGCCCGUACACCACAACUCCUGAGCCUGCGCUCUAGAGCCCACGAGCCACAACUACUGAGCCCUCGUACCACAACUACUGAUGCCUGCAUGCCUAGAUCCCAUGCUCUGCAACGAGAGAAGCCAGCACAAUGAGAAGGCUGCGUACCGCAACGAAGAGUAUCCCUGCUCAUUGCAACUAGAGAAAACCCAUGUGCAGCAACGAAGACCCAACGCAGCCGAAACUAAAUUAAAAAAAAAAAAAAAGAAAAUAAGAAAAUAACUAAGGCUUGAAGCAGAAGAAACCCCAGCUGGCCUAUUUCCAUUACCUAAUUAAGAAGGUAAAUAAAGGGACUGCCGUGGCUGUCCAGUGGUUAAGACUCCACACUUCUAAUGUAGGGGGCACAGGUUUGAUCCCUGGUCGCGGAACUAAGUCCUACAUGCUAUGCAGCGUGGCCAAACAAAAAAGAAGGUGAAUCAAUAUACGAAUGUUUGCUGACUUGAUUAAUUUUGGGGGUGGUGAAUUACAUUUAUGGUAUUCAAUGUCUCAGUCUAUAAUAAUGCACAUAUGUACAUAUGACCCUUUUUUUUAAUUUCCUUCCUUUUUAAAAAUUUAUUUAUUUAUUUUGGCUGUGUCGGGUCUUACUUGUGGCACGCGGGCUCUUUGUUGCGGAGCGUGGGCUUCUCUCUAGUUGUGGCGUGGGCUCCAGAGCACGUGGGCUCUGUAGUUGAGGAACACGGGCUUAGUUGCCCCGAGGCAUGUGGGAUCUUGUUCCCAUACCAGGGAUCAAACCCACGUCCUCUGCAUUGGAAAGGGGAUUCCUAACCACGGGACCACCAGGGAAGUCCCACAUGUGACUCUUUUAAAGAACAGAUUCUCUGAUCCCCCAAGUCCCACUGGAGCCAACACUUUUCUGCAGUCCUAUGAGAUCCAGGAUUGUUUUCCUCUGGUUUGUCCCAGAGUGUGGCACGUCUACCUCUGGAGGUACCUGAGAUGACUUUUGGAGGUAUGUGAACACAUUUUUAAAUUUCAACCGGUUUCCAAUAUUUAUUUUACAAUAGAUUACUUUUCUAUAGCUACAGUAGAUUAUUUUUCUACAGAUAGAAAAAAACAUAGCUAGCGUAUCAAACUCCUGAAUUCAUGAGUACUAUUGCUUAGGGUGAGAUUAAAGUAUCACUAGUAGAUCCAAAGAUAAAUAUUAAGUAAAAACUACAAUAAAAAGUACACAGAUAUGACAAAAAUCAGGAAGGUGGUACAAGGGUGACUGAGGUUGAGAAGACCCUGCUCUCUCUCUCAUGCUGCCUGAAACAUUAUGGUGCUUCAUCAGAGUUCAAUAAUGUGAUACCUGACCCUCAUCCAUCCUUUUUCCUGCUAUAUUUCAAAUAGUCUGCCACAGGCAAGGUGAGUUAACUUAGUGGCUGGCUUUCUGUGCUCCCUGUUUCCUGCGUAGCUGGUGCAGCAAAGCAGAACCCACCUGCUGAACUAAUUGUGCUGAAUUUGGGCAUCAGAGAAGAUGCCGGUCAUUUAUCUGCUCAGUGGCUAGUGAGUUCUUUGGCAUUUGUUUUACUUUUGAGAAAGACGAAGAGGGAGGUAAUGAUCUUCUCUCCAGGAGCCCUGGGCAGCUGACUCAGAGUCACAGGACUUGCUGGCCUGGAGGCAUUUCAACACCAGGCUCGGGCCCUUGCAGAGCAAAUCCCAUGACUCCAAGGGACUGCCCCCACUCACUGUUGUGCCAGAAUGCCCCUGUGAAUGAUACUGCUCAAGUGAGUAGGUCCUGGAAAAAUCUUCUUAGGUUAUAAGAAUUUUAUGGGAAGAAGGUGCUUGAUCUUGUAGGACUUAAUUUAUUUUAACAAUUGUUAUUUAUUUAUUCAGGUAUAACUUUAUUCUAGAAAGGAUAUGAGAUGACUUACAAAAAUAUUCACAGUAAGAUAAAACUUUAAACAAGUAGAUGAGGAAACUAGGGCAAAAGGAAAGUGAGAGAGCUUCCCUGUUGGUGCAGUGGUUGAGAGUCCACCUGCCGAUGCAGGGGACACGGGUUCGUGCCCCGGUCCGGGAAGAUCCCACAUGCCGCGGAGCGGCUGGGCCCGUGAGCCAUGGCCGCUGGGCCUGCGCGUCCGGAGCCUGUGCUCCGCAACGGGAGAGGCCACAAUGGUGAGAGGCCCGCGAACCGCAAAAAAAAAGGGAAAGUGAGAGCAGGAAAGAUAAAAUGGAGCCAAGAAUGAGGACUGUCACCAACAUGCUUGCAGUACGGGCUCUGCACUUUCUAGCGGUGGUGGCACAGGGGCCUCUAGGCUUCCUCACAGCGUGAAGGCAACAAUGAGUGAUGAGCCCAUAGUGACCCUGACAUUUUUCCUAAAAAGAGAACACAAACAAACAGCUGCUCAGGACAAGGCUAACCAUUCCAUGUGCUGAGAUCAGAGGAGUUUCUAGUGUACCUGUGAUGCCUUCAAUAGCAUCCACAAUAAUGUCCCUAGGAUGCACCAUGGUGGCUUCACAGGGCUGGUUAAUAUCAGGUCCUUAAGCAGAGGUGGACAACUGAUUUUUGACGAAUAUCUGAAGGCAAUUCAGCGGAGAAAGGGUAGUCUUUCAGCAAACGGUGCUGGAACAAUUGGAUAUUCACAUGCAAAAGAUGAACUUUGAGCCAUACCUCACAUCAUACAUAAAAAUUAAUUCAAAUGGACCAUAUUUUCAUUUUCAUAUUUAAUUUAAUAGCUGUACUGAGGCAUAAUAAAUAGUAAUAAAUAAUAAUAAAUUAUUGUUCAUAUUUAACGUGUACAGUUAAAUAACUUUGACACACAUACGUAUCCAGGAAGAACAGAAUUGCUGCUGAGGGAAGGCAGACUACAUCAUCGGUCAAGGUUCAGCUGCAGAGAACAGAAUACACCCUAACAGAAAAUUCCACUCUAGUUGAAGCAGAAAAAGACAUUUCAGAGUAUAAAAUGAUGUAACAAUAGAGGCUCUACCCUGAGCUUCUAGGAAAAACUCUCAGUCUCACGACCAAGUCAGAGUCAGCAAGCUGCCUCUGCUAAGCUAGGAAGCCACCCUGACUUCUGCAGGCCUCAGAGCUCUACCACUUCCUCCUCAUUAGUAAAGAGAUGCAUGUGCCCUGCCUCUCCUCAUAAAAUCAGUUCCAAAUUCAGGUCUUGCAACUGAUUGUCGAAACCUAACUGACAUCUGGAACUCUAGCUUCAAGAAAGUCUGGGCAAUGUAGUUUUUAGCUUUCCAGCCUCUGCAGUAUUAGAAGGCACUUUAUUUUAUUUUUAUUUAUUUAUUUUGGCUGUGUUGGGUCUUCGUUGCUGUGUGUGGGCUUCUCACUGCAGUGGCUUCUCUUGUUGCGGAGCAAGGGCUCAGUAGUUGUGGCACGUGAGCUCUAGAGCGCAGGCUCAGUAGUUGUGGCAUGCAGGCUUAGUUGCUCCGCAGCAUGUGGGAUCUUCCCAGAGCAGGGAUUGAACCCAUGUCCCCUGCAUUGGCAGGCAGAUUCUUAACCACUGCGCCACCAGGGAAGCCCUGGAAGGUACUUUAGAAGGAGCUUGGGGUAGAUGUAGAGCAAGCAAAUCCACAAUACCCAUCACGCUGUGGAAGGAGUUGGUUUGGGGGACAAAAUCAGGAGUUCAGUUUUGAACACGGUAACUUUAAGGUAUCUUUUAGAUAUAAUAGUAGAGGUGUAUAGUAGGCAGGGGAAUAAAAUGCUGCAGCAUAAUAUAGUGGUACAAGCACAGAUUCUGGGUCUUGGGUUGGGUCUGGGUCUUGAACCCAGUCUGCUGGUGUUCAUAUCAUACCUAUAUCAUUUAUUAGCUGUGUGACAUUGGAAAAGUUACUUAACAUCUCUGUGCCUCAAAUUUUAUCACCUAUAAAAUGGGAAUAGUAAGAGCAUUUGCCUAAGUAAGGUUGCUAUGAAGACUUAAAUGAGUUAAGUUUUGUAAAGUGUUUAAAACAAUACCUGUCACAAAAGAAGUGUGUUUGCUCUAGUAAUAAUUACUAUUGUCUUAAUUAAUAAUUAUUGUUUAAUUAAUAAUGCAGGUGGUCCUCCAUAUCAUGGAUUCUGGGAAAUAAUGAAUUUGUGCUAUUUUAAGCCACUAAAUUUUUUUGUUACAUAGAAACAGAUAACCAAUACAGUCGCCUAAGUAUGAAGUGAUAUUAAGGAAUUAUUAAGUUAGAACUGUUACAAUUUGGAGUUACAAAACAUGUUCUUUUUACCCUGGGGUGCUGCCUGCCUGCCUCUCCCAGAGAGCCUCAACCCCUGUGCUGGGCCCAGUGACGCUGCCUGGACAGUAUGUGCUGACCAAGGUGGCCCAGCCCGAUGCUACCCGCUCCUGUUCAUCCAGCCCCAGGUCCUGGUGGCUUCCACCCCUGCCUCUACCCUCUGACUGGGCUUUGCAUGUUCCGCUGACCCAGGGAGGUGGUGGGUGGAGGCGCCAGGCUUCAGCUGCCUUCUGGGGUAGAACACUUACCUGACCACGGUGGGUCAGCGGUACUCACCCCAGUGAAAGCAAUUCCAACUUUAAAAAAAAAAGGUGAUUUUUUAUUAGUGAUACAUACAGAAAUAUGCAGGAAGUGUCUGGGAUUUAUUUUAAAAUAAUGGUAAAGAAAGAAAUAGAUCAAAAUAUAUGAAGAAAACACGGUAAAAUGUUAGUAAUGACUAGAUCCAGGUGAUAGCUUUACAUGGAAUCAUUGUGCUAUUCUGCCCUUAGAUAUGUCUGAAAUUUUUCAUAUUAAAAUGUAAAUAUACAUACAUAUAGAUGGGUGUGUAGAGAGAGAGAAUUCUGUCUUAAAGCCCGUUUCUCCUCUUCCUCCUUUAUGUUGAUGUUUCCUAAUUGUCUCUUUCAUUUGUCUCACGAGGGUAUCCCCUUUGGGUGGACUGUAUUUCUAAAAGAUGUCCCUAUUAAAGCAUACUUUUAUAAUCUUCUCCUCUUAAAAGUUGGAUUAAGCCUGCAAACUCCAGCUCUGUGCGUCCUGGAGUCCAGUGUGAGCCCCCACAGGGGGACAGCCACCUCCUCUCAGCAGGUCUGGUUGAGCCCCUGGGGGCUGGAAUGCCCUUGAACAAUGGCCCUUAUUUGCUGCCUUUCAGGGGGCCUGGCGUGCUCUCCUGGUGCCAACCCCAGCUGUCUUUUUCACCAUUCUGAGCUCUCCUCCGGCACCUCGGCUGAGCCUUAAUUCUUUCUCAGAAACCCGAUUCCUUCGGCAGAAGCCAUGUGUCCGCUCAGGCCCCAUCUGACAGCUGUGGCCCCUGGCCUGGCCCUACAGACAUUCAGUGUUCCCUUUCACAGGCCGUGGCGUGUUCCUGCCAGAAAAGUCCACUUCCUUUACGAGUCUCUUUUCCAUGGUGUCGCUCUUUUGGCCUUGAGUGUCAUGCCAAUUCCUUGCACACUUGAUGAAAGGAUUUGGGGGCAGAAAACUUGAAUCAAUGGGGUCUUUUUAUUUUUGAACAUCAGUAAACAGCACAAAUCAGUUCAAUGAGUUCAGACUCAGUUAUUUCCAUGCUUGGUGCAGUCUCUACCCAGCAUUAAAUCCCACUGAAAAUGCCUCUUAUUAUCUCCAGCUAAUGAAGAAUGUUGCUCUUUUUUCGUGGUUUGAACACACUCCAAAACACUGGCCUGAAAGAUCAGUUUAACACUGGACAGCACUGAAUACAAAAGUCUUUAACUUUCCCUUUUCUACAGCUCACUGACAUUAUUCUAAUCGUUUUCUUUCCUCUUCAUUUAUUCUGCUCACUGACAGUAUUUUUUAUCUGUUUGGUAGUGUAAAAUGCAACCAUUUGUUUUUGAGACUAAUGAAGACAUGCCAGGAUCCUUUCCAUUGAUUCAGUUAUGAAUAAUAUAAUUAGAGAUUAAGAGGUCCAGUUAACCUGUUAAUUUGUCAUAGUUGUACCUCCAUCAAAACGGCCCCUUCUCACCUGUGUCAUUCCCAAUAUCCAAACCCAGGAAGAACACUUCACAGUAUAUUGUGGCACCAGCAAAGAAUAUGACCCUCAAUAUUUUUUACUUAAAAAUAAUUGGUGGUAUAUGAAAUUAUUGAGAAAUAAAACCACAGAACAAAUAUUCCUGAAAGAAGAUUUUAUGGCAAAAAAAUCUAUAUAUUGUCCCCUGUAAUACUGAAUGCCCCCAUAUUUUAAAAGGUUAAAUCUUUUAUAGUUAAACCACUAAUUCCACGAGCAUAAGUUAAGUGGUACCAGUGAUAUAGCUUCAUCAGGUACUGAUAACACCUAGUGAAACCCUCAGCCCAGCAAGAGGGUUCAGUGGCAGAUUCCAGAACCAGACUGCAGGGGUUCAAAUCUCAGUUCUAGUACUUACUGUGUGACCUUGGGCAAAUUGCUUCACCUCUCAGUGCCUUAGUCCCCUCAUCUGAAAAAUCAGAACAAUUAGAGUACCUAUUAUCUCCUCUCCUCACCUUGGUGGGUUGUUGUGAGGAUGUAAAACACUUAAAUUAUUGUCCAACAUGGGCUUCCCUGGUGGCGCAGUGGUUGAGAGUCCGCCUGCCAAUGCAGGGGACGCGGGUUCGUGCCCCAGUCCGGGAAGAUCCCACGUGCUGCAUAGCGGCUGGGCCCGUGAGCCAUGGCCACUGGGCCUGCGCGUCCGGAGCCUGUGCUCUGCAGCGGAAGAGGCCACAACAGUGAGAGGCCUGCGUACCGCAAAAAAAAAAAAAAAAAAAAUUAUUGUCCAACAUAUGGAAAACAAUCAUUGUCAUUGCCAUUGUUGUUAUCCUGGGUGGAUGACCAUUGACUCUCUCUGCUCUAGCCUCACAGCCCUGCCAGAAUGUUCUUCCUGCAGCACUGCUACCUUCUUUUCUCACACUAGCCCACACUUGACAAAACCUCUGGCAUUUUUUCAUUCAUCAAGUGAUCUGCCAUCCCCCUUGGGGGAAGUUUCAUUUCUGUGGCAGGAUAAAUCACCAGGUUUUCACUCAGAAGGCAGAAAUGAUCAGGAAACCCCAGGUCACAACAUGAAACAGAUCUGGUUUUUCAAGAUCCUCAUUAACUUAAAAAACUUUAAAAAAAAUGUUAACCUAGAUGGAAAGUUGAGUUAACUUUAUCCCUCUGUUUGAAGCACAUUCUCAUUAGUCUCCACAUAAGUCUGUUCCCUUGUUUUAUAUUUUACUUAUUCUCUUGUUCACUUUCCUCACUCCCAUCUUCCCCCACCCCAGCAUUCUAUGUUUAAGGUGACUCUCUGUUUCGGGCUUUGUGAAAAGGCGGUGUGGCAGUGGUGAAUGCACGUGUCUUUAAGUUAUACGUGUGUUGUGUGUGAUGUUCCCCCUACAGUCUUAAGGUCCACGCGGCUGUGAGGACUUCUAGGCUUCUCUUCUCCCUGCUGCCUAGUACCCCAGAGCACCCAUCCUUACAUCUGACUCUCCUGGUCCCCAGGUGACAGACACCCAAGUUGCUCCCAAACAUCCUCUACAACAAACCAGGGAAAAGAGAGGUUCUCGGAAGAUGGUCUUGGGAAAUCUUGCUACUACGUGGAUGAAGAUAAAAUUGGAUCCCCACCUACCACUACCUGCAGGGCUGAGUAGUUGUGACAGAGACUGUACAACUCCCAAAGCCUGAAGUAUUGACUCUCUGGCCCUUGACUGGAAAAGGUCUGCCACCUGGAUUGCAUGCCCCUUGAGGAUGGGAGUCGUAUCCAAUAGGUCUUUUAUUUCCCUGAUGUCUUAGCACAGGGCCUUGCAGGUAACCAGUGCUAUUUAUAACACAUAGGACUACUUUUGGCUUCAAGUAACAGAAUACCCUACCGAUAGGGUUUUUAAUUCUAACGUGACAAGGAAUCCAGAGAUAGGGCUGGCACUGAUUCAACAGCUCAAGGUCUCUUCCCCUGUCCCCUCAGGGUUGCAAGAGAAUAGAGAUAGCUCCUCAGAGAGUUUCUUCAAGUGACCAUGUUCAAAGACAGAAAACUGGCAGCAACAAGGGCAAAGAAAUGACCUGGUAUACCCUUCUCUUAUAGGAGAAGAAAAUAUUCCCUGAGACACCCACGUCCCAGCAGACUUCCCCCCUUGGUAUUAGCCAGAAGUGGAUCAUGUGCUCACUUAGGCCAGGGGCUGGAUCCCCCUUCCUUGAGAGCUAGAGAUCUCCACCCAAAACUCAAACGGCAUCAGAGAAUGAGGAAUAGGGCAUGGCUUUGGAGUAGGCAAAGAAUAGCGUCUGCCUAAGGAUUAACUAAUGAUGAGGCUGAUUUUUGAACUUGGAAAGGCAACCCAAAAAUUUGAGCUAUUUUUUUCUGAGUGGAACCAAGCAAUAGCUUGAUUCCAACCUUCCCUAUGAUUGAUAACUCAUUUUAAAAGAGAAUAAACUUUUCAAAUAGUUUCAGAUGGUUUUCAAACUGUAGAAGCACCAAAAUUGACUGAGUAGCUUUUACAAGUUCUGCAUGGUCUUUUCUAAUGAAAUUUAACGGUCCACAGUCAGACCCCUCAGCUGCACAGAGUCACAUGGUGGGAGGCCAUAAAUUGAAUAGCAUCGCACAGCCUGCCCUCUUAUAGUCAAAACUCUUCUAUGCAUAAUGGCUGGUCCAUCAGGAUCACGGGAGUGAUCUUUCACAAUGGUUAAACAAGCAAUCAAACAGGACGAUAGUAAUGGCUUCCAACCAAAGCAUGCUGCUGCGUGUAGGAAAGAAAGGCCAGGAUGUGAACACACAGGUUCCAGAGAGAUGUGAAGCCAAUGCCCAGCAUGUGAUCCGGGCCCCUGUGAUUCAGAGCCGCCGGCUCUGGCAGCCUGCCCCGACAGGUGGCCCCUUUGAUUCUCCCGACCCGUGUUUCACAUUCUGUUUAUGAACCUCUGCACACUCAGUUCAGCAGAUGAGCAAAUGAAGACAAAAUCAAACAAGGACAAGUAAUAGCAAGAAAAAUAAUAUAACUUUUUUUUUUUUUUUUUUUUUUUUUUUGCGGUACGCGGGCCUCUCACUGUUGUGGCCUCUCCCGUUGCGGAGCACAGGCUCCGGACGCGCAGGCUCAGCGGCCAUGGCUCACGGGCCCAGCUGCUCCGCGGCAUGUGGGAUCUUCCCAGACGGGGGCACAAAGCCGUGUCCCCUGCAUCGGCAGGCGGACUCUCAACCACUGCGCCACCAGGGAAGCCCUAAUAUAAUUUUUAAACCUAGAAAUCUCGAAAUGCCAGCUCUGUAAAGAGAGUGUUAUGAUGUGGUGGGUUUUACAUACUUUUAGAAGAUUUGGCCGCUCUUCUUCCUCAAUAUCAGUGUUUCCCAAAUUGUUUUCAGUCUAUGACUUUGUGGGAUCUGCCCCCACACCCUUGUCCUAUUCUGACAGUCCCACCUGCCUUUAAGACCCAGGCAUGAACAUAAUCCACACAGUCCUGCCCCACAAAAACUUGGGGGAAAUAGGUGCAGGGGUAGAAAUUACAAAUUUAUAUGUAGCGAGUAAAACACUUUGUUUCACAAAGGCAACUUCCUUGAUCACUUCAGUGCAUAGCCUUAACUUUGUAGAUCAAUGUUUCCUAAUGCCAGAAGAAGGUAAGGAAGUGGUCAAAAGAACAACAAAACAUAUUUAAAAUUUUAAACUUUAAAGCAUUGACUCCUGCCAUGAACCACAGUCUACCCAAACUUCUCCCAGAAAUUCAAAUAUGGCUAUGGAGUUGCUCUCUCUGCUUCAGUCAAACAUUACACUUUUUAUGACCUGUUGUCAAUAUUAUCGGCACCCCCAAUACACACACACACAUACACACACACACACUCAAAAAUUGUAAUAGAAUUUGCAUUCUGUGGUGAACGGGUGAAAAGAAAGGGAUCCAUGAGAAUUGGUGUCAGCUUCCAACUGUAUCCCCUUCUCCUGGGUCCCUGGGAGAAGCAGGGGGUGAGGGCUGUGAUGCUGGGCCCUAAACCCGACUCCACUCACAGGUCUCGGCUCUGGAACAGAGCGUGCAGCUGGGCACACUCUUCACUGAACUGCAGUUCUUUUGCAUUUCCGUAUUGAGAAAAACCCUGUUUCGUUUUCAAUCAUUUCAUGUAAAGGAUUAGUGAAUAGAUACCAUUUAGCUCUAAAACUACAUAAGCUUUAGAAUUCACAUGAUUCACAAAAGAAAGAUAAAUAAAUGUGCAAGAAAGUUUUUGUCCAAACCCACCAAAUUAAGAAAAUGCUGAAGAUAAAGAGAGCAAGAUGGAAUGUAGCCCCCUUAUAAAAACUGAUCUGCUGUAACGAGAGAGAUUGUGUUAUUAUGUGUGUGAGCUGGGGUUUGUUUCAUUAUAGUUAUGUAUGUCUUCAGUGAAAUCACAUUCUAAACAUUUCCAGAAUUUUCCCAUAUAUACUUAAAUCAGAAGCUUCCUGCUUUUUAUGUGAAGGAAACUUCUAUUUGUUUUAUAAAUUUCAUGUGAGAAUUGCAAUAGCCCUCUCUUAUUGGCAUAAGGCCUCCAAACCUCGAUCCAUAAGAAUUGUCCAGAGCCUACUCUAUGCCUUGCCCUGUGCUAAGUGUUUGUAUAUACUUACUUUUAAGUAAUAGUCUCUUCAAUUUAGUGACUAGAAAAGUGUUCAAAAGUUAUUAGAACAUGUGAUGCACUAAAAGGGAAGUAGUAUUACUUAUGCAGUACUCAAAAUGCAGAACCUGAAUGUAAGCAUGAGGAAGCAUGAGACAACCCUAAAAUGAGGGGCAUUCUGUAAAACACUCUUCAAAAAUAUUAAUGUCUUGAAAGAUAAAGUAGGCUGAGGGAAUGUUCCAGAUUCAAGAAGACUAAAGAGGGCUUCCUUGGUGGCGCAGUGGUUAAGAAUCCGCCUGCCAAUGCAGGGGACACGGGUUCGAGCCCUGGUCUGGGAAGAUCCCACAUGCCGCGGAGCAACUUAGCCCGUGCGCCACAACUACUGAGCCUGCGCUCUAGAGCCCACGAGCCACAACUACUGAGCCCGCGUGCCUAGAGCCCGUGCUUCGCAACAAGAGAAGCCACCGCAAUGAGAAGCAUGCGCACCGCAACGAAGACCCAAGACAGCCAAUAAAUAAAUAAA
This is a messenger RNA of Orcinus orca (killer whale), 28312 nucleotides long. RefSeq names its product nucleoporin 42 (gene NUP42). The record is from RefSeq and is a predicted model, not a curated record. Gene Ontology annotation, cellular component: nuclear envelope. The transcript is spliced from 8 exons. Gene Ontology annotation, molecular function: nuclear export signal receptor activity; metal ion binding. Lineage: Eukaryota; Metazoa; Chordata; Mammalia; Artiodactyla; Delphinidae. Bases 179 to 1438 code for a protein of 419 amino acids.